Hippopotamus amphibius kiboko is the source of this 3165-nucleotide messenger RNA. RefSeq names its product torsin family 1 member B (gene TOR1B). Gene Ontology annotation, biological process: nuclear membrane organization; protein localization to nucleus. Gene Ontology annotation, cellular component: endoplasmic reticulum lumen; endoplasmic reticulum; nuclear envelope. The record is from RefSeq and is a predicted model, not a curated record. Gene Ontology annotation, molecular function: ATP binding; kinesin binding; ATP hydrolysis activity. Bases 61 to 1071 code for a protein of 336 amino acids. The transcript is spliced from 5 exons. NCBI's taxonomy places the organism in Eukaryota, Metazoa, Chordata, Mammalia, Artiodactyla, Hippopotamidae.
CCCGCCGCUCGGCCGCCGGGGCGUCCCGCGCUGUGGUGGCGGCGGGCUGCAAAGUGGGGGAUGCCGCGGGUUGCGCGGCUCGGGGGCGUCGCGGCGCUGCGGCUGCUGCUGGCCGCCCACGUGGUGGCGGCGUUCGAGCCUAUCACCGUGGGCCUCGCCAUCGGGGCGGCGUCGGCCCUCACCGGCUACCUGUCGUACAAGGACCUGUACUGCCGCUUCGCUGAGUGCUGCCGCGACAAGCAGCCGCUCAACGCGUCGGCCCUCAGGCUGGAUUUGGAGGAGAAGCUCUUUGGGCAGCAUCUGGCCACAGAGGUGAUUCUCAAGGCGCUGAUUGGCUUCAAGAACAACAAAAAGCCCAAGAAACCACUGACUCUUUCCUUACACGGCUGGGCUGGCACAGGCAAGAAUUUUGUCAGCCAAAUUGUGGCCAAAAAUCUUCACCCAAAAGGCCUGAAGAGCAGCUUUGUCCACCUGUUUGUGUCGACCUUGCACUUCCCUCACGUGCAGCACAUAAAACUGUACCAGGACCAGUUGCAGAGGUGGAUUCGGGGUAACGUGAGUGCGUGUGCGAGCUCCGUGUUCAUAUUUGACGAGAUGGAUAAAUUGCACCCGGGAGUCAUUGAUGCAAUCAAGCCGUUCCUAGAUUACUACGAGCAGAUUGAUGGUGUGUCUUACCAGAAAGCCAUCUUCAUCUUUCUCAGCAAUGCAGGUGGGGACCUCAUCACUAAGACAGCGCUUGACUUUUGGCGGGCGGGACGAAAGAGGGAAGACAUCCAGUUGAAAGACCUGGAGCCGGUGCUGUCGGUCGGAGUCUUCAAUAACAAACACAGUGGCCUGUGGCACAGUGGGCUGAUAGACAGAAACCUCAUCGACUACUUCAUCCCCUUCCUGCCCUUGGAGUACAGACACGUGAAGAUGUGCGUGCGGGCGGAGAUGAAGGACCGCGGUUCUGCCGUUGACGAAGACGUCGUCACUAGAGUGGCAGAGGAAAUGACGUUUUUCCCUAAAGACGAGAAAAUAUACUCAGACAAGGGCUGCAAGACUGUGCAGUCACGGCUGGAUUUUCACUGAGUUCUCACCCGGGUGGCGUGAGACGUGGCUGGGAGCUCAGUGAACCUGGAGCCUGGCCUUUUCAAGCACUUUGAAGACCUCUUCGAGGUCUGCACAUUUGCACCUGUGGACUGGUGCGGUACAGAUGGUUCUAAGGGGUGAUUUGUGAAAUGAGGCUCAUCUCUCAAGUGUGCUAGUCAUUUUGCAACAUGACAGCAACCCAGGUGUUCAUUGCGGUUUAAGAGGAACUUUAGGAAAUCCCCCCCACACUUAACUGACCUUGACAGAAGUGCCUUGAAAACAGCUGUGUGAUGAGACCAAGGACUCUUUCUGACCCAACGGGACCCACACCUCAGAAGCUGAACUGAAGGAGGUUGAGGGCCCGGCCGCGAUCCGGGGAACAUUGGGUUUUCACCUGCCAGAAACAUUCUUCUCUAGUUCUUUUUCUUUACAGAGCGCGUUCACUGACUUGAAGUAUUUUCCGGUAAAAUCGGUGGCGCCUUCAGGCACAGUGUCCUGUGGGAGGAGCCGAGCCCAUGACUGGGCAAGCUGUCUGCGUUCGGGGUGGGGGCUCCACGCCAGGGCCCUGCAGCUGAGCAGAAUGGGCAGGACCUCUCCAUCUGGCUGUGGCUUUGCUGCUGCUGAUAACCCUGGUCAUGGAAUCCCUUCUCCCAGCUCUCACCUGGUGUUGACUGCAGCCUUCCUUGUACCAUUUUUACUCCUGAACUUCAGCCACGGCUAGAUGUCCCCGCAACCAUAUCAUCCCUAGAGUCGGAUCAGACAUGACUGUUGGCUUUGAGUUUGAGUCCUUGGUUCCCACAGUGAAAUGUUUGUCUGUUACAGUUUACACGUGGGUCGGUCUCUCACUUGACUCCAUGAACCAUCUGAAAUCCGUAGGACAUGAUUCUUCUCCGCGGAUGACAGUCAGCUUGCAGGUUUUGCGUUGCCAACGUGGAAGUAUCAUACAUUAGAAGUGCUCGAGUUUUCAAGGAUACGUAUAUUUUUAUAACGUUUUUACUUCUGAAUCUUAGAAAUAUAGGACAUUGCUUAUUUUAAAACAUGGGAAGGAAUAAUUGCCUAUUCCUUUAUCAGAUACUCUUAAGACAGAUGGUCGUGGCUGGUCCUGGGUGUCAUCUGAGGAUGCUGCCCUGUGUGGCAGUGCCAGGCUGCCCUGGCCACUGGGAAGAAAGACUUCGAUUCCAGCCCAUGCGGAUCGUUCUAUCUUGUAGUUGCAGUGCAACUGCAGCCGUGUAAUGAGAACAUGCAGCUUUUUUAUACAUAAGAUGUCGGAAUGAAUGUUCCUGUGACAUGCCAAUGCCUUAGUCUUUUUUUUUUUUUAAGAACUUUUAUUGAGAUACAAUUGACAUACAAUAAACUGGCCAGUGCCUUAGUCUUUAAAAAAUUCCAAGGUGAGGCUUAAAAUUUUUAGUACAUGUUCUCAAGUUGGAGCUAACCUAUAUUUCUUUUAUUACCUUUUGGGUGUCUGAUCAGGAGGAGAUAAGAUUUUUUGUUUACAGCGAUGCAGUAAACUCAGCACAUGUUGGCUACCUUUGGACUGCUGUUACUGAUUUGCAACUUGAAAAAGCCAUGGUUGCUCUUGGCCCAGCCUCCCCACCUCAUGUAAGAUGUAGACGAGCUUGAAUUGACCUACUGAAUGUCAAAUAAUAAAGUGUAAAUUUUAUCAUGUGAGAUGCCACUUGCAGAUUUUUUUCUAGUUGUUUAUUUUCUGGCUCUGAAAAGUUUGAGCUCCAAAUAAAGUCUCUUCAAUAACUCAGGUGUCAGGACUUCCCUAGUGGUCCAGUGGUUAAGAAUCUGCCUUUCUUGGGGGGGCAGGGGACAAAGGGGAAGCUGGGUUGAAGUGAGAGAGUAGCAUAGACAUAUAUACACUACCAACUGUAAAAUAGCUAGCUAGUGGGAAGUUGCUGUAUAACAAAGGGAGAUCAACUCAAUGAUGGGUGAUGCCUUAAGAGGGCCAGGAGUGGGAGAGCGGGAGGGAGUCGCAGGAGGGAGGGGAUAUGGGGAUAUGUGUAUAGAUACAGCUGAUUCACUUUGGUGUGCCUCAGAAGCUGGUACAAGAGUGGUAAGGCAAUUAUUUUCCAAUAAAGAGCUUAAAAA